AUGCCUGGGGUUCCGUUGCCGGACGGAGUGAUCGUCGCAUUCAGUGAGACGGUCGUGAGUCUCGGUGUUGUACUGGAUAGCAAACUUACUUGGAGACCGCAGGUGGAUGCUAUCACGAAAAAAGUCAACAAAGCCCUGUAUAGCCUGCGGUUUAUCAGGGGCUGCACCACUGAGACUCUCCGCAGAAGGCUAGUUGAGACACUUAUACAACCGCACAUCGACUAUUGUGCUGUGACUAUCCUGGACGCGUCUACCGAACAACGAAUACGGUUACAGAGACUGAGCAAUUCGUGUGUGAGAUUCAUCUUCGGGGUUGGGAGGGAUGAACACAUCAGUCCCUACCGGAGGCGUCUAGAAUGGCUUCGCACCGAUUCCAGAAGGCUCUACUAUGAGACCAUUCUACUCUACAAGGUAAUUCGGAUCGGUGAACCCUCGUAUCUGGCCUCAUUUUUCAGCAAACACGAGCCGAGACCCUCCAGUAGGAGAGUUCCCCCGGAACUGAGCAUCCCUACCGUCAGUACUGAAACCGGGGCUAGGGCCUUCCAGGUCCAGGGUGCUCGGUUCUGGAACUCUCUCCCUUCUACUCUACGAAACCUGCCAUCUCUCGCUUCCUUUAAGGGAGCACUACGGCGGCACCUGCUGGCCACGGAAUCUUGA
Molecule: messenger RNA, 657 nt
Organism: Nasonia vitripennis (jewel wasp)
Lineage: Eukaryota; Metazoa; Arthropoda; Insecta; Hymenoptera; Pteromalidae
Exons: 1
Coding region: 1-657 (218 amino acids)
Source: RefSeq, a predicted model, not a curated record